AUGGCCUACUCCGACAGACCAUCUUCAAACGAGAUAUGGCGCUUCGAAGUGGACGGUAACGGCGGCGGAACAUGGUCUCAGGUAAACCCCAUGAGCGUCGUCGCUUUCGGCCGUCUCGUCCGCACUCUAGAUGCUUCUUUCGCCCAGAGCAAGGACGUGGGAUACUACUUUGGCGGUGCUGCUACCCCCCCGAACAUGACUUCUGGAGAGAUAAGAAACACGUCCUCGACAGGGUUCGGCCAAUAUGGAACCCUAGUAAGGGGUUCAGCACAGUUUGUGCCGUUCGGGUCCGGCGGACUGCUGCUCUUCUUAGGCGGAGCUCAGUCGCGAGUCUCAAUGAAGGAUUGGACGCAGAUGGAUUUUAACAAGGUCACCUUGUAUCAUCCCAGCACCGACAAGUGGUAUACUCAACAAACCACAGGCUCCAGACCGACAGGGCGAGGAAAGUUUUGUGUCGUGGGUGCUUCCAGCACCAAUAACACGUACGAGAUAUUUCUCUACGGCGGACUCAGCUCAGUGACAGACUUCAACAAGGUAGAUAGCGUCUCUGGCGAUGUCUACGUACUCAGCUUGCCCGGGUUCGUCUUCUUCAAAGCGGCCGGCUCGUCGAUCCCUCGGGCGGAUCACGCGUGCGUUUCCGUGGCCGAUGGAGGCCGUCAGAUGCUUUCCAUUGGCGGGGUAGACUGGUCCGUAGGGUUUCCUAAGUACCUGACAGACCCAGACCCCUGGGAGUUUGGGCUGGGCAUCUUUGACAUGACGGAGAUGCGUUGGUCAGACCGGUACGAUUCCCAAGCGCUGCCAUGCGGUUCGCCGGUUGUGGUGAAGCAGUGGUAUGUCCAAGGGGGACUAGACUCUAUCAUAUGGGCGAGUGAGGAGGUCAAGGCCUUGUUUCUUAGGCGUGAAGCGCCCGACAACUCGACCUCGGACCCCUCAACUACGGGACAACCCAAUACGACAAGUCAGUCAUCCAAGCCGCCCAUUGGUGCCAUUGUAGGAGCCUCCAUCGGUGGUGUUGCAGGUCUCGUCCUCGUUAUCUGCCCGGCAGUGUUCUUCCUGAAAAGAAAGAAACGACGACACCAGGCGUCACCGCAGCAGGAGUCAGGCGGCACACUUCCAGGAUCCCAGAAACCUGGCAGCGAGCACUUUGGAUCCCAGGGGCCGGCCAGGACCAAUGCGUUCAGCGAGGGACAUAAUACCGGCCACUUCAACUUCGUCGAGCUACCCGCAGAACAUAGCGCUGCGGAGCUUAGCUCAGCACAUGUCAAGAUCGCCGGAUAA
Molecule: messenger RNA, 1278 nt
Organism: Colletotrichum phormii
Lineage: Eukaryota; Fungi; Ascomycota; Sordariomycetes; Glomerellales; Glomerellaceae
Exons: 6
Coding region: 1-1278 (425 amino acids)
Molecular function (GO): protein binding
Source: RefSeq, a predicted model, not a curated record